Molecule: messenger RNA, 381 nt
Organism: Penicillium brasilianum
Lineage: Eukaryota; Fungi; Ascomycota; Eurotiomycetes; Eurotiales; Aspergillaceae
Source: the annotation of a GenBank genome assembly
AUGAAGACUACUGACCAUGGCUUGAACCCAACAGGGUACUUGAAGGGCUUCGACAUUAGCGGAAUGGCGCCAUACGUGGACUACUUUAAUUUCAUGUCCCAUGAUAUUCACGGGACGUGGGACGGUAAUAGUCAAUGGACAAGCUCUGUCGUCGAUCCCCACUCAAACCUGACGGAGAUCUCUGAAGGACUAAGCCUGCUAUGGCGCAACAUUGUUGAUCCUGUCAAAGUUCUGCUCGGCCUGGGAUUCUAUGGUCGCUCUUUCACGUUGGCUGACAACUCAUGUGCUACUCCGGGAUAUAACUUCAAUGCCGAGGGUGGCAACGUCGGCGGUGGUGUAUAUCAAACCCACACGCAUGGGUGCAUCUUCCCGAUGGCUUGA